Messenger RNA from Akanthomyces muscarius, 975 nucleotides. RefSeq lists its product as uncharacterized. NCBI's taxonomy places the organism in Eukaryota, Fungi, Ascomycota, Sordariomycetes, Hypocreales, Cordycipitaceae. Gene Ontology annotation, biological process: transsulfuration. Gene Ontology annotation, molecular function: transferase activity, transferring alkyl or aryl (other than methyl) groups; pyridoxal phosphate binding. The record is from RefSeq and is a predicted model, not a curated record. The transcript has 5 exons. Bases 1 to 975 code for a protein of 324 amino acids.
AUGUUCAAGACAUUAUUGCCGCGCAUGGGAAUUUCUGUCCGCUGGGUGUCCGACGACAACGCGGAAUCGUACCGAGCUCUUAUCGACGAAAAAACGAAAAUGGUCCUAGUUGAGACGGUCGGCAACCCGCGCAUCAGUAUUCCCGACCUACGCGCUAUCGCGGAAAUUGCUCAUGAAAACUUGGUUCCCCUUGUUGUUGACAACACAUUUGGUGCUGGAGGCUACUGGUGUCCUGUCAUCGAGUACGGCGCCGACAUUGCCGUGCAUUCUGCUACCAAGUGGCUUGGCGGCCAUGGUACAACGGUUGGAGGUGUCAUCGUUGACUCUGGUCGCUUCGACUGGACCAAAGCGGCGUCAAAAUUCCCGCAUCUGAAUAAGAAGAGCGACGGCCCACUAGACUUUUCCUACGCGAGCGCCUUUGGAAAUAUUGCAUUUGCCGUAGCGCUUCGAAUCGAAGUUGUCAUGGAAGUCGGCUCCGUCAUGAAUCCAUUCGCAGCCCAGCAGAUUCUCCUGGGCAUAGAGACGCUGAGUCUACGAUGCGACCGGAUCGCUUCGAAUGCUUUGCAAGUCGCCAACUUUUUGUCCAAUCAUUCGAGAAUCGAAUGGAUCUGUUAUCCAGGACUCGCGAGCGACAAGUAUCACGAGUUAGCCAAGAAGUACUUACGCCGCGGCUUCGGUGGCGUGCUAUCAUUUGGCGUCCGAGGCGGUACAGCUGGGAGUAAGUAUUUUGUUGAUGCACUGAGGCUGGUAUCAAACAUGACAAAUGUGGGAGACUGCAAAACUAUGGCAACCCAUCCCUGGAGUUCUACACACGCUAUUAUGUCGGAGCAAGACCGAAUCAACGCGGGAAUAUCAGAGGAGCUCAUCCGUCUAUCUGUCGGGACCGAGGAUGUGCUGGACAUUAUUCAAGACUUGGACCAAGCGUUCGCUACGAUCCCUGAUAACAUUGCAGGACAAACCGUGUCACAAAGUUAA